ACAGGGUAAAUUGAAAUAAACUCAGCUAAAACUGGAACUUUCUGUAAUUUUAAAAGAGAUUCACUAAAUUAUGGAAUGACAUCAUAUCCUUUUCCUAAUGUUUGCUUCUGUUGUGUGUCCUCAGCUAUGAGCUUUCCAGACAGCUGGAGUUUCCUCAAGACACUUCACCAUCCAGCAGUGGCUGGAGCCACCGAAUGCUCACCAAGAAACUCUCAUCGCUUUUGUCCGGGAAUGAGGGAUCCAGAAAGAAUGCAGAUCAGAUCAGCGUGUCCUCGUCAGGAUCUAGCAGCUCUGAAACUGAGGACAUGUCUUCUCAAUCGUCAGCUUUUAUAUCACCGUCUCAUUCUAGCUGCGGUCAGAGCUCGACUGAGGCUUUUCCAUCAUCUUACACUCCAGAUUCCUCCAUCAUGUCCAGUUCGUCCUUCAGCUCUCAGCAGGACCUCAGUCUGAGCCAACCUUCUCCCUCAUCAUCUUCAGCUUCAUCAGACCCUCAGCACGUCUCGUCUCAUAAACGCUCGUUCUCCAUGACCACCCUGCCUUUCUACAACCGACAGGUGGACGACUCCUGCAUCAUCAGGGUCAGCGUGGAGUUCUGCAACAAUGGCAACAUGUACAAGAGCAUACUGUUGACCAGUCAGGAUAAGACGGCACAGGUGAUCCAGAGAGCGCUGCAAAAACACAACCUGGAGGAUGUCGAUGAGCAGGAUUUCACCCUCAUACAAAUUCUGGCCCAAGGCAGAGAGUUGCUUAUCCCCGAAAAGGCCAACGUCUUUUACGCCAUGUCUACAUCAGCCAACUAUGACUUUGUUCUACGCAGAUGCCCAAAAGAUCAACGCAAACAACUCAUACGCUCCAUUUCGCUGUCAUCAGGACGAGCAACAAAAUAACAGCUUCCAUUUCUGGAGAAUUGACUUCAUUCAGACACUAAAGGAAAUUUUUCUACGUGAAACUACAUUCACAAGCUUUUUAAAGGGGACCUAUUAUGCAAAAAUCCCUUUUAUAAGGGGUUUAAACACAGUUGUGUGGCAAGUCUGUGAAAAUAACCAAACUCUAAUGGUAAAGAUGUAUUAAUUACAUUUUUAUUAUCACACUAGAUUAAAACAGUCUGCAGAAACACUUUGAUUGACAUUCUCAGUGCUAGUUGUACGUGCCAACAGAGGAGAAAGCCCCGCCCAGUAGUGACGAUCUGUCCCUCAUUAGCAUAGGACAGUAGUCCUGUUGUUGAACCUGCCACUAAUGCUGACACACAGGCAUUUGUAGCUCCUCCCUCUUUUGAAAAAGAGCAAACUCAUUUGAAUUUAAAGCGACAGUCACCAAAAUGAAACAAUUAGGAUCAGAGCGUUAAAGGAGCAGCUUUAAAAACAUUGUUUGAUUGGUAUUUUGAGUUGAAACUUAACACACACACACACACACACACACAGAAAGCAUGAUAGUUCCCCUUUAAAUGUCCAUAAUGGCUUUCAUUUCAAUGCAUCAGGAAACCCAAGAUGAGAUUUCUCUUUUUUUAAUGCAUACAUGUACUUGGUUAAAAAAUGAAAACGUGAGGACAACUUGAACUUGAAUGUGGCUUUGCGGUGGAAAGGCAAAUGUCACGGGUUCAGUUUCAUGAACUCGUAACCCUGUCCCGGCUGCUUUGAAUUGUUUUAAGUGACAAGAACACGAUAACAAACGCUGCACCUUCUUGAAUUCCUCACAUUCAGUGCAGUGAUAAAGGGAUGAAGCGAUGUUUUCGGCGACCUUCAGCUCUCAUUCUUUGCCUGUCAUAAAGAGAUGUUCAAACCAGAUACACUAUUAUAAUGCGAAAACCUUGAAUAGAAACACAAUCACACACCCAGAGGCCUGGGAUGAGACUUUUAUAAAGGUCAGUAUGGUUGAUAUCAGUUUAUUGUGAUUAUACCAUGCGACGAUGGCUUGUAUGUGAGGACAACCUUUCAUAUUUCUGUCCAAUUUUAUGUGGGGUUUUCAUUCGAGGGCAUUUUAUAAAUUUGUUGUUAAAUAUCACUGUAUGGGGUUGUUUUGCUGCAUUACUUAACAUUCAUUGAAUGCUUUUAAUGCCAGCUAACAGGAAACCUUCAUCUAAUGUUAUGGCAACGUUCUUUCAAUGUUAUGAACAAACGUUUUUUUUUUUAAUUGCAGAUUUUAGAUGGGUUAAGAUAAAUCAGAAAAAUCCAUACAAAUUGUGUUAUUUACACUGUAAAAAUGCUGCCCAGCAAGCACACAACAUCAUGAGAUGUUAAUAUUUGGUUAGAUUCAGGUUGUGACAUCAGGUGACCAAAAUGCAAAGUCUAGCCAGUGUCUAAGGAGAACGUUAGUUUGACGUCCAAUGAUAUUUAGUUGUUUUAGGUUGUGUGACUAAAAAUCCAGCGUUGAGCCAACAUCUUAAACCAACAUCAUAUUGACAUCAAAUACUGACACUUAUUCUUCAGAUAUGGCAACCAAACUCUGACGUCUGAUAGAC
Danio rerio (zebrafish) is the source of this 2458-nucleotide messenger RNA. The record is from RefSeq and is a predicted model, not a curated record. NCBI's taxonomy places the organism in Eukaryota, Metazoa, Chordata, Actinopteri, Cypriniformes, Danionidae.